UCAAAAAUCCAAUGCAGACAUCGAAGUGGUCGGAGUGGAAUGGUGAACGUACGGGAAGUUGUGAAAAAGGAUCUCGAAGUUCCAGAUCCCCCCCGCCACCGUGUUUGGAUUAAAUCUCGCACCAAGAGUCGAAAACUUGUCACUGAUUACGACAAGGAAAUUGCAGAGAAGAUAGCUCAAUUAGAGGAAAAGCUUAGUCUGGGACAAAUUCAGGUCCAGGGCCAAAACGAUAUCCUGACGCAGGCGCUCAAGACACCAGAGCAUCCUGGACGUGUCAUGGCUGCUGGGUUCCUGACCAGGGCAUCUAAACUGUUCGACAGGAAGAAAAGGGAAGUGUCUGAUGUUGUGGCUCGACAAGCGAAGGAGAUUAAAAAAUUAAAAGUCGAAGUCCAAUCCCUUAAGCAGAAGAGAAACGCUGCUGAACAAGAGGAAGAAGGAGAGGUGGCUGGUGAGGCGUAUGUUCCACAACCAUACGCUCCUGAGGAUGAGGGACAACCACAAACUUAUGCUGAGGAGUUUAUUUCCCUCAACGACCAAGGUCUCCUGUACAAUUUCGAUGACCAUGCGGCCCUUAAUCAGCAAGUACAUCUCUGCUCUGACAACAUCGACAACAUUGUGGCCCGAGGGUAUUUGUACGAGCAUGUUGGUAAAAUCACUAUUCACUGCACAGACUACGAUGAUUCACAUGCCCGAAUUUUGGUUUCGGAAAUCCUGCAAGAGGACGCUGAAAUCCCAAUCCCAAUUGAAGGGUGCAUAUAUGUUAGGGACGUAUCACAGAUGUUCUUUCCUUAGCGUAAACACUUAAUUCUAACAACCGAGGGUCCACUCGCUCAACCGCCUUCAAGACGUAAUGCGUCGAAGGGGAAAGCUCUGAUGCUUUCUCUACAAGGCGGUGGUGCACGGGAAGAUGAAUUGUUCUCGGAAAAGAAGAUGGCCUUGAUCCCUAAAUCGCUAAAAUGGAUGGUUCUUGAAUUCCUGAGCCUCAAAGAUAAACGUGAUAUAAUCACAAUUCCUGUACCCCGAGGAUUCAUAGCACCACCUACCCAGAUCACGUUAUCUAGAGACGAUUUGCAGCAAGUUGCUACAUGUGACUUCAUCGACAACCAGGGAAUGUUGUUUGGAAUGAUGCACAUCUGGGAGAGCAUCAACGGUAUGAGAAAAAUUUUCAAGUUUUACGACCCAGAGCUUCUCGUAGUGCAUGGGAACACUGAUGAAGAAAAGAGUCAGUCUUUUGACGAUGCGGCAAGACGAUUGGAUGAUUGGUUAUCAUUAAUGAAUAAUAACCACCAAAUGUUCUUUAUUCCUUGGAAUAUCGGUGCGCAUUGGACGCUAGUGGUGGUUAUGCCAAGGAAAAUUAUCCAUUUAAACCCUGUACGUGGCCGUCCAAUUCCCGAAGAAAUUACUCAAAUGAUCGGAAGUGCAUUCAGAUAUAUAGGGGACGCACAUGAGUAUCUUGGCCCGGGGCUAGGAAUUUCGCAAGCAAACUGUCCAAGACAACCUAAAAGCCAAGAAUGUGGUUUUUAUGUUUUGAAAUAUAUCACUGACAUCGUCUCACGUGCAAACCCGAGCCGUUACAUACAAGAUCACAAAGCUGU
Molecule: messenger RNA, 1595 nt
Organism: Cannabis sativa
Lineage: Eukaryota; Viridiplantae; Streptophyta; Magnoliopsida; Rosales; Cannabaceae
Exons: 8
Coding region: 40-792 (250 amino acids)
Source: RefSeq, a predicted model, not a curated record